UCGAACCUCCGCUAAAACGUCAUCGAGUUUUUCUCAGCAUCUCGUGACGUCAAGUAAAACCGUAAUAAUUGUCUUUUUUUGUUCCCCCACUAUACUUCUUCUGUACCCACAUUUCUCUUAAAUCUACGUAACAUAUCUAACUUCUGUUAACUUCAAACGCAGUUACAGUAUUCGUCACGAAAAUAAAGUUACAGAUACAUAUAUAUAGUACAGAAUUCUUUGAAAACUUAGAUCCUUUGUGUCCAGUCUUUUGUUAAAAACAAAACAGGCAAAAUGAGUUACGGUUACCAAGGACCACCGGUGAUUCAAUUUCCGGGACAUGUACCACCACCAACAUCAUUUGGAGCUCCACCUGGCACACCAUCUGCCCCUGGUGGUGCUUCUGCUCCUCCUUAUUCUCAAAGUGGCAAUUUUGGUUUCACAAAUGCUCCACCUACAACUUUUGGAAUGCCACAGCCAUAUUCUCCUUAUCCUUCGACUCCUUAUCCUGUACAACCUAGUCAUCCUGUUCCCGGACAAUGCCCUGCUCCAGCACCAGGAGCUUAUCCUCAAUAUAUGCCUCAACCUGUUCCUCAAUCUACCUCUCCUUAUCCACCUCAACAGACACAACAAUCAUAUUCUAAUCAACCUUCUGGGUAUCCACAACAGCAAAAUUAUGCUGUGUAUCCAAAUCUUCAAAGUGUACCAGAAGCAAAAGAAUGUUUUGGUGGAUCCUCUCCGUAUCCAUCCGGUCCUAAUGCUUACUCAAAUAAUUCAAAUCCCUAUCAAGGUGGAAGCUAUCCUGGGGGGCAGGGUGGUGGAUCAUACUCUCCUUAUGGAAGUAAAUCUGCCUCACCACGAUCUUACCCAGCCCAAGCCCCCCGAAAAGAUCAGUUUGCACCUAAGUUAUCCCCUACUGUUGUACCAUACGGUGAUUUCGAUCCGCGAGCAGAUGCGGAAGCUUUAAGAAAGGCAAUGAAAGGUUUUGGUACAGAUGAAAAGACUAUUAUUAAUGUACUUGCCAAUCGCACUAAUCUACAGCGUCAAGAGAUUGCCGUUCAGUUUAAAACUUUGUACGGAAAGGAUUUAAUAAAAGAUUUGAAGUCCGAAUUAUCGGGCAACUUUGAAAAGUUAGUUCUCGGUAUGAUGAUGCCAUUGCCACAAUAUUAUGCCAAGGAACUGCAUGACGCAAUGUCCGGUAUCGGAACCGACGAAUGCGUACUUAUCGAGGUAUUAUGCACAAUGUCUAACCACGAGAUUCGGGUGAUUAAACAAGCUUACGAAGCAAUGUACGGAAGAUCAUUAGAAGAUGAUUUGAGUGACGAUACUUCCGGCAAUUUCAAACGGUUAAUGGUAUCGUUGUGUUGUGCCAACAGAGAUGAGUCAUUCGAUGUAGAUCCUGCAGCCGCAGUAGAAGAUGCCAAAGAACUUCUCAGAGCUGGUGAACUUCGCUUUGGUACUGAUGAAUCAAUAUUCAAUGCAAUUCUUGUUCAGAGAAAUGUUCCACAGUUGAGACAAAUAUUCCAAGAAUAUGAAAAUAUAACUGGUCACACUAUCGAAGAUGCAAUUGAGAACGAAUUUUCAGGUGAUAUUAAGAAGGGCCUCCUUGCAAUUGUGAAAUGCGUGAAAAACAGAGCUGCCUUUUUCGCUGAACAAUUAUACAAAAGUAUGAAAGGUUUCGGCACAGACGAUACUCGUUUAAUUAGACUGGUUACCACACGUUCUGAGAUAGACAUGGGAGAAAUAAAAGAAGCAUUCAGACAACAGUACGAUGAAUCGUUGGAAAACUUUAUAGCCGGCGAUUGUUCCGGUCAUUACAAGAAAUGCCUUCUGGCUCUUAUUUCUUAAAACUGUAACAGCAACAAAUGACAAAUUCUUCCUUGUCGCAUUUAAAACUCCAAUCUAUCAAGUAUUAAUGUUCACAUAAUUAUUUAUCACGCGUGUAUUGGUAUCGGAUAUAUUACGGACAAUAUUUGUCUGGCAUUGAAAUACAAUGUUCCUAUAUAAAACAUUAUUAUAUACAAAUAUUUACAACUAUAAAGCUUUAUACGUGUUUUACAUUGAAUCUCAAACUUCAGUACGUUUGU
Osmia bicornis bicornis is the source of this 2066-nucleotide messenger RNA. Its product is annotated as annexin B11-like. Gene Ontology annotation, molecular function: calcium-dependent phospholipid binding; calcium ion binding. NCBI's taxonomy places the organism in Eukaryota, Metazoa, Arthropoda, Insecta, Hymenoptera, Megachilidae. Gene Ontology annotation, cellular component: cytoplasm. The record is from RefSeq and is a predicted model, not a curated record. The transcript has 9 exons. Bases 274 to 1827 code for a protein of 517 amino acids.